Messenger RNA from Phytophthora sojae, 966 nucleotides. RefSeq lists its product as hypothetical. The coding region runs from base 1 to 966 and encodes 321 amino acids. The record is from RefSeq and is a predicted model, not a curated record. NCBI's taxonomy places the organism in Eukaryota, Oomycota, Peronosporomycetes, Peronosporales, Peronosporaceae. The transcript has 4 exons.
AUGAUUGCUCGCAUACUAGCAAAGACAGUCGCCUUACGGCAAGCCGUGCAAGUCGAGUUGCAAGGUAAGUACUCGACGCAGCGAGUGCAGGCGCUCUUCAAGUAUCAUGACUACGUCAGCACUCUGUGCGUGCUGCUCGUGUUGCUGGUGACGCCGCUGCCGUGCUUCCUGCUGAUCCUGAUCGUCGACGCCGUGCCGCUGCGCCCCAUCAGUGAAGGAAUUGAGUCCAGCCAGCUCUUCUUCGUGCGGGCGUUCGUGAGUUUCUGGAUCGCCAGCAUCACGGCGUUCGGCCAGAUCAAGCACAUGUUCCCGCUAGUUCCUCUCUCAAACGUGAAGAUCAUCUACCUUGGCGGAAUCGUUGCUGGAGCUACAGUAAGCGCCAUGUACGCGCUCACACUCGUCAUUGGGUACCCUCUACCUUUCGGCAUCGUGGCUGUCUCUCCAGUUUGGGUCUUCUUGCUGCUGGCCCCACUUUUCUCGUGGAUGAAAAGAGCUCACGCUGACCCCGUUGUACGCGCGAUGCUGUUCGAUCAAAAUUCGCCGUCGGUGACGACGACUUGUGCUCUGAUGGCUGCAAAAGUGCUGCAGAUGAGUCUAUCGUUCUAUGAUAUCGAACUUGUGGUCCGGCGCAUGAAGGCCUUGAAAAUGGAGAGUCGUGACGGAAAGGCAUUUGGUGACGAUGACCGUGCUGGGCAUACAAAGGAAAAUGUAUCGGAUACCACCAGCACGAGCGUCAAGUAUCGGUACGUGGUAGAGCUUCGAAAGGUUCUGUACAUCACGGAGUUCGUGAUGCUGGUAAACUACGUGGAAGUCGUGAUCCCAGUCAUAUUUUCUGCGUACUUACUUGCGAUGUAUCAUCUCCCGAAUGGCACCUACUACGACCAAAUGGCCGAGAUGGACGAUAUUCGGCUUCGAGAAGCUGUUUUCAACGUGCUGCUCUAUGCUGCGCUACAGUUAGAGUACUGA